Messenger RNA from Selaginella moellendorffii, 2135 nucleotides. Its product is annotated as laccase-4. The transcript has 7 exons. Lineage: Eukaryota; Viridiplantae; Streptophyta; Lycopodiopsida; Selaginellales; Selaginellaceae. Gene Ontology annotation, molecular function: hydroquinone:oxygen oxidoreductase activity; copper ion binding. Bases 137 to 1828 code for a protein of 563 amino acids. The record is from RefSeq and is a predicted model, not a curated record. Gene Ontology annotation, cellular component: apoplast. Gene Ontology annotation, biological process: lignin catabolic process.
UGUGGCAAGAGUAAUUGUAGUCACUCACGCAACUCCUGAAUCCCACUGAGGUGGUGUGAAUGGUCAAAAUGAGAACGGAGGGUGGAUAGACUUGAAUAUAUAGCAAGGUAAGUUUUGAAUGUUUAUUUAGACUGUUAUGUCGAUUCUAACAAUAUUAUUUCUUGUAGCGACUACUUUUCAAACUGUUCAUUCUUCAACUAAACACUACUAUUUUACUGUAGAGAAUAAGACUAUCACUAGACUCUGUCGAACCAGAACGAUUGUUACUGUGAACGGCGAGUUUCCAGGCCCGCAAAUUGAAGUAGAUGAAGAGGAUAGAGUGAUUAUUGAAGUAACAAACAAAGCGAGUUCUGGCAUCAGCAUUCACUGGCAUGGUGUGUAUCAAAAGCGGACAUGCUGGUUCGAUGGUCCGUCGUACGUCACACAGUGUCCCAUUCAGCCUGGAAAUUCCUUUACGUACAACUUCACGGUUGUUGGUCAGCGGGGUACCUUAUGGUGGCAUGCACACGCAGGCUGGCUCAGAGCUACCGUUUACGGAGCUUUUAUAAUACAGCCUAGUUCUAAUCCUCUCCCAGAGGAGCACACUAUCAUUCUUGGUAUGUCUAACUUCUUUGCGUAUUUCUUACAUGAUUUUCCAGGACAAUGGUGGAACUCUGAUGUUUCUGCGAUGGUGGACGAAGCUACAGCAGCUGGUGUACCACCAAACAUAUCAGAUGCAUUGACGAUAAACGGGCUUCCCGGCCUCCUGUAUGGUGGGUGCUCAGAGUCAGAUACCGCUCGUGUAAGGGUAGCAGAAAGCAACACACAUCUCCUGCGCCUUGUCAACGCUGCAAUGCAGAUCGAGAUGUUCUUUGGUAUUGCAAAUCAUACCCUUGAAGUGAUCGAGAUCGACGCCUCGUAUGUUAAACCUUUUAACACGAGCACAGUGGUAAUCGGACCAGGCCAGAGCAUGAACGUGCUGAUCACUACUGGAAGUGACGUCGGUUCAUACCUUAUGGCUGCCCGAGCAUACAGUGCGGCUCCGAGUAUACCUAUUGACAACACGACAAGUUCCGCAAUACUCGAAGUUGGUGACUCGUCCGACGUUCCGGCAGAUUUACCAGAUCUUCCUGGCCACUUCGACACAGCUUUUGUGACAGAGUUUGAGGACAAGGUACUGGGGCUCGUCGAGGGGGCGGUUCCUACAGAAAUCGACAAAGAGAUGGUGAUAACGGUGUCGAUGAACGUCCUCGACUGUCCUCCGGACGCAUCAGAGGAAAGCUGCCAGUUUUUUGAGGGGCGGGCCGGAGCAUCCAUGAACAACAUAAGCUACGUCCAUCCGAACACCUCCAUACUCGAGGCUUUCUACACCGGUGCCAGUUCUGGAGUCUACACCACCGACUUCCCACAGUAUCCUCCUGUUGUUUUCGACUACACUGGGCCUCCGCCUGCUAAUCUCAACGCUGUCCGGGGAACUAAGGUGCACGUUGUGGAGUAUGGAACGAGGAUGCAGGUUAUUCUUCAAGGGACAAGUCUUGUGGUAGCGGAGUCUCACCCCAUGCACCUCCAUGGUUUCGACUUUUUUGUGGUCGGACGUGGGCUUGGGAACUACAACUCGUCACUGGCUUCGACGUUUAAUCUCUGGGAUCCUCCUAAGCACAACACGGUACAGGUUCCAGCGGGAGGGUGGACUGCUUUGAGAUUCUUAGCUACUAAUCCAGGUGCUUGGUAUUUUCAUUGCCAUCUUGAUUUCCACCUCUCGGUGGGAUUGGGCAUCGUGCUUAUAGUCGAGAAUGGGGAUGAGCCCUCGGAACAACUUGUCCCUCCUCCUGUCAUGCCUGCGUGUUAAGAUGUUUCGAGCUCGUUAAAGCCGUAUAUUUUCUACCUUGGAGGUCAAAAGGGCAUAUCGACCGAAACACUGACCAGAACUCACUAUGAUCUACUCGCGCAAGGAACUACCAGUUUGAUCCUUCGUGUUUAUUUUCUUUAAUUUUUCUGCUCUCGGCCUCAGCAGCGAUGAUCUAUAGUUAUAAAUAUGUAUUUAGUGGAUUCUCAGCCAGACUUACCAAAGAACAAGCUGACGAGUUAUCCAGUACGUGCUGGAAACUUCAGUCUAAUCUAAACAGUUUUUGUCCUGAUCUGUAGGAAUGCCGGAA